Molecule: messenger RNA, 1109 nt
Organism: Syzygium oleosum
Lineage: Eukaryota; Viridiplantae; Streptophyta; Magnoliopsida; Myrtales; Myrtaceae
Exons: 4
Coding region: 187-606 (139 amino acids)
Source: RefSeq, a predicted model, not a curated record
UUGUCUCGGAGAAAUCCGAUUGGACAGGAGCCACACGAUGAUGGAUCCUUCUGUGGUUGGCGCGAACCCGACCCAAUCAGCGCGACGUGGCCCGUUUCGAUACGAUCUCUCUCCAAAUUCCGUUAGCUUUGCCUCCAGUUCCCCACACGCACUCUCUCACGCUCGCUCGCUCUCUGGUUCUUUGACAUGGAAGCUUCAAUCUCUUCUUCUCCACCUAUAAUCAGCUCAACGAUCCCUCAAUCAUUCAGUAGAACCGGAGUCGCGGGGCGCUCGAAACCAGUCGUUAAUUGCAUCUGCAAGAGUAGGAGCGAUCGGUUGAACGGGAAGGCGACACUGAAGAGGAGAAUCGCCGCCAUGGACGCCGUUUCGGCCGCGGCAGAUCCGGGCCACGCCGAGGUUGCGUGGCAAACAGUGGUCGGAGCCAUAGCUGGUGUCACGCCAUUUGUGGUUGCAGGGAUUGAGUUCAGCAAAAGAAUCAUAGCCCAAAGAAAAUGCGAAGUUUGUGGCGGCUCAGGGCUUGUCCUUAGGGACAAGUACUAUUUCCGCUGUCCUGGAUGUGGUGGAUUUCUCCCAUGGCAGUCAUGGAAAAGAUUCUUCUCUGGUUAGACCACAUUUACCACUUCCCUGGAAUGUUCGUGAAGGUUUAAUCAGUGAUAUACCUACUAUUCUUCUAAGACGAAGGUUUUUCCUGAAUCUGUAGUCCGUGAAAAUUUUGCUCAUCGAUCAUUCAAUCAUAGUGAUGUUGAAACAAAAGAACGGAUAAAGAUGCAUCAAAUCAAGCUGUCUGCACAUUGCUGGCCAAUUUCUCGGCAGAGUCUGUAAUGUCUCGCAGGUUGUCAUGAAAAAUCUGCACUUCUAUUCUCACCUUGCCCCUCUUCGUUUCAGCAGUAGACUGACUCUUUAAUCAUAUGGCAAGAAGAAAAAGUAUGAGUACGCACAAAGAAAGAUGGAGGAGUUUCAGAGCGCAAAUCUGGAAGAUGUUACGACGAUCAAAACAUGCAAGAAAAGGCGUAAUUUUGUUGUUGUGUAAAAAUUUACUGCUGAUUAUCGUUCAAAUAUUCUAUGAUGUACACCUACAUAUAAGUUUGUUCUCUGUUUUUGUUAGGAUC